AUGACUGAAUCUGUAUUCGAUCGUCUCUACCAUCAGUCCACAGCCGCAUCGAGAGCGGCAUCAAUACAUGGUGCUGACCCGCCUUCCUAUGAUGGACCAUCCAACUCCACUUCAUCGAAUCGUGCACCUCAUCGCCAACGAAAAACUCCAGCAACCACGACCAGAAGAAAAGAUGAGGGGAGUGCCAAAUCAUCGAUGGAAAAGGGAAACCCCGAGGGUGUUCCAACGAGUCCACCAGUAGCCGUCGCACCACCAAUGACUUAUUCUGGCCCAUGGAGAAUAGCCUCUACGAGCACAUAUGGUCGUCUCACUUUUCUGGAUCCUGGAUCAUUGAAAUUGUCUGCCGAACUUCACAGCUUCGAUCAAGGUGAAAUGGAUGCCAGACGAUUUGCAUGUCAUUUGAUAGCGGCUUUGUUUCGUCGUGACCACAUGGCUGGGCGACAUUGGGACUAUGAUGCACCAUCCGCAAACCCCAUUACGGAAUCCGGUGCAGAGGAAAAUAAUAGUAACAACACUAUACAGAGGUUCAAGGUGGAAAGGGAAGCGACUUGGGAUUGGAAAGAUAUCUAUUCGGUCGCAACAGCAAAAGGGACGAUCAGCUUCAAUACGGAGACGAAUGAAAUAAGAUUGGAGGACUAUAGCUACUAUGCCGCUGGAUAA
Molecule: messenger RNA, 660 nt
Organism: Cylindrotheca closterium
Lineage: Eukaryota; Bacillariophyta; Bacillariophyceae; Bacillariales; Bacillariaceae
Source: the annotation of a GenBank genome assembly